AUGCGUAUUGGCUCAGUAGUAAAUGCCGUCUAUUUCUCGUCAAACGAGACCCAAAAUAUUUAUUCUCAAAUCAGUUGUACGCAGUGUAGUUGUUUAGCUUUGCGUCUUAAGGCAGUUGGAUGGAACUGUAAUGGACAAUGUCAAAUGAUCAUGAACUAUUCCCAGAAUGAUAUUGGGCUAGUGCAGUCAAGCAAUACAACAUAUUCUUUUCUUAUUAUCCCUCCUCAACGGCCAACAACAACAUCAUUUACUACAACGACAACGUCAUCCACGACAACAACAUCAUCAUCUCCCACUACAACAACAUCAUCAUCCACAACAACAACAACAUCAUCGUCAUCCACUACAACAACAACAACAUCACGCACUACAACAUCAUCGUCCACUUCAACAACAUCAUCAUCAUCCACUACAACAACAACAUCUUCGUCAUCCACUACAACAACUACAACAGUACAAAGUUUACAAUCAGCUCAAAUCUCGCCAGAAUCUUUGACGAUAGGCGAUUGGACGAUGUACUCGUACUCUUAUCUAGCAAUGAGUUCAACAACUGUGACUCUUAAAUUUGCCUUUCUAGCAUCUAGUAAUUACGCAUGGUUUCUCGAUGAUGUCGCAGUACAAGGCUCAGAUGGAAAUAACAAAUUAACCAAUGGUAAUUUUGAGGCGUCAUCAUCAUUAGUUGCAUGGUCAUCAGGUAACACAGGAGUAUGUCUAUUUAGCUACGGAUUAACAACAGGUGAAUAUUACUCGCCGAGCAAAUCUUUUUAUUCUGCGUGCGGUUUAGGAUCACCUUGGAUAUCUCAAUCAUUGACUGUUAUAAGUGGUCAACUUUAUAAUGUUAGUUUUUGGGUUUAUUUGCAACAGAUUUUGCCGAUAGGACUUGGAAGUGAAAAAAUUACUGUAAAUAUGCAAUAG
Adineta ricciae is the source of this 915-nucleotide messenger RNA. NCBI's taxonomy places the organism in Eukaryota, Metazoa, Rotifera, Eurotatoria, Adinetida, Adinetidae. The record is from the annotation of a GenBank genome assembly.